Molecule: messenger RNA, 993 nt
Organism: Phodopus roborovskii (desert hamster)
Lineage: Eukaryota; Metazoa; Chordata; Mammalia; Rodentia; Cricetidae
Product: olfactory receptor 51F2-like
Biological process (GO): G protein-coupled receptor signaling pathway
Cellular component (GO): membrane
Molecular function (GO): G protein-coupled receptor activity; olfactory receptor activity
Source: RefSeq, a predicted model, not a curated record
AUGCCAUCCUUCAACCAGAGCACUGCCCACCCAAUAGUCUUCUUCCUCACUGGCAUUCCUGGUCUUGAGACCUCUCAAGUCUGGAUUUCCAUCCCUUUCUGCUGUCUAUAUGCCAUCGCCAUCUCUGGGAACAGCAUGAUCCUCUUUGUCAUCAUCACUGAGUCAAGCCUCCAUGAACCCAUGUACUAUUUCCUGUCCAUGCUGUCCUUCACAGACUUGGGUCUGUGCUUCUCCACGGUGGUAACUGUGUUGGGCAUCUUCUGGUUCAAUGUUCGAGAGAUUAGCUUUGAUGCCUGCAUUGGCCAAAUGUUCUUUAUCCAUGGCUUUACAUUUAUGGAGUCUUCGGUCCUCCUAGUGAUGGCCUUUGACCGCUUUAUUGCCAUCUGUAACCUACUGAGGUAUGCUAUGAUCUUAACCAAUUCACGGAUCAUUGCAGUGGGCUUUGAAAUUGUAAUUAGGGGGGCCACAGCUCUUGUUCCUUUACUCCUGCUCCUCAAGCGUCUGUCUAUUUGUCGUAAUCAUGUGCUCCAUAAUUCCUAUUGCUUCCAUCCUGAUGUGAUGAAGCUCUCAUGCUCAGACACCAAGAUCAAUAGUGCCUUUGGUCUGGCCACUGUCAUCUCUACUGCGGGCUUAGACUCUGUUCUGAUCCUUCUCUCUUAUGUUCUGAUCAUCCACUCUGUGCUAUGCAUUGCAUCCAAGGUGGACUGGAAAAAGGCAUUUGGCACCUGUGUCUCCCAUCUCAGUGCUGUUGCCAUCUUCUACAUCCCUAUGAUCAGCUUGUCAUUGAUGCACAGUUUUGCAAAACUUGCUCCUCCAUUUGUGCACACUUUAAUUGUCAAUGUUUAUCUGCUCAUUCCUCUUGUAAUAAUUCCUAUAAUCUAUAGCACGAUUACCAAACUUCACAAGGUCAUGCUUAAAGCAUUCUUCAUUAAACAACUGUAUGGAAGUUUUAGAGUUCUUUCUUUAAAGCGAAUCCUGCAUAUCUGUGUUUGA